Molecule: messenger RNA, 2066 nt
Organism: Mixia osmundae IAM 14324
Lineage: Eukaryota; Fungi; Basidiomycota; Mixiomycetes; Mixiales; Mixiaceae
Exons: 4
Coding region: 204-1895 (563 amino acids)
Biological process (GO): cellular response to phosphate starvation; phosphate ion transport
Cellular component (GO): plasma membrane; Golgi apparatus; cytoplasm
Molecular function (GO): inositol hexakisphosphate binding
Source: RefSeq, a predicted model, not a curated record
CUUCUGUGUGAUGAAGUUCAGCCACUAUCUCUCCGAAAAUGUCACCGAGGAAUGGCGGCGCGAGUAUAUCAACUACAGGAAGCUGAAGAAGCUGAUCAAGCUUGCACGACGAGCUUCGGAUACACCCUUGCUUGCCGAUAGACACAGCGAAAGAUACUUCGAUCGCACCUCAGGUGAUCCCGAGGCAUGCAGAGAAGGAGCGAAUGAUAGCGAAUCGGAUGACCACGAGUAUACGUCCAGCCGGUCCUAUGCCUGGUCAACGGGUGAACACUCAUCCGAGUAUGCAUCGCGCAGACCGCCUUCAACCCUUGGAUCGAAUAUGCAGAGAUCAAGCACUGCCCGAGACCUCGAUGGGCAACUCAAGGACCGAACUGAGGCCAAGACAGUCGGAACAAGCGACCCUUGUCACAGAGUCCCCGCCGAUGCACUACCAGCACAGGGACCGUAGUGAACGUCGCUCCAUAUUCGGCGAACAACAACCUCAGAUCUGGCGAUACCCACGCAAUUCUUCACUAGACAGUCUAUACGGCGCUUUCACAUCUGCAGAGCGCAACCUGUUCAGUGUCCUAGAUCGCGAUCUGCUGAUGGUGAACGACUUUUUCGCUGAUCGAUUGCAUGAAGCCGAGGAACGACUGCGUGUCUUGAGGAUGCAGCUAGAAGAACUCUCACACCACAAGCACGAUAAACGGGAUGUCACCUAUGCCACCAUGCACUCGUCCAAGAGUCUCCAGGAUCGCAAGACUAUCAAGGGUUCCAACAAAGUUGCUACCAGCUCGGCUGCUUAUCGCUCUGCUCGGGCCACACUCAGGUCGGCCGCGUACGAGCUAUAUCGGCUUCUCAAUCUGAUCAAAAGCUACAAGCUGCUCAACUUGACUGGCUUUUCGAAGAUCGUGAAGAAGGCCGAAAAGGUGCUAGCCAUACCUUGCGCACAGCCAUACAUGGCCAAGGUCGAUGCUACCCCGCUUAGACAAUCGACAAGGCUUGAGCGGCUUAUACAGUCUACAGAAGAUUUAUUCGCGCGACACUUCGAGCAUGGCAGCCGCAAGCUAGCGCUCGAACGGUUGCGAGAUGAAGGCAAUGUGACACCGCAUCACAUCAGCACCUUCAGGGCGGGCGCGUUCCUGGGUCUAGCAGUGCCUGCGCUUGUGGCUGGCUUGAUCAAAUCUUUUCAUCCGGACACGCGUGCCGCUAUACCGGAAUGGGUCGCUCUGAUGCAGCUGUUCGGCGCCGAACUGCUUCCGAUCUUACUGGCAUUGCUGUUCGCCGUCAAUCUCGCAGUCUGGCAGCGAUACCGCAUCAAUUACGUGCUCGUCUUCGAGCUCGAUGUGCGCACAAUGAUUGACUAUCGUCAAUAUCUCGAGAUACCCGCGUUCGCGUUUCUGCUUCUCUGCUACGCAUUCUGGCUCUCCUUCAGCAAUUUCUGGCCAAAUCACAUCUCGCCGCAUUCAUACCCUUUGGCUUGGCUGAUAGCGAUCAUCAUCGCUUUUUGCAAUCCAUUGCCGCUCUUGCAUCGCACUGCUCGCGCCUGGCUCGCACGUAGUAUGAACUUGUGUCCCUGUACUAUGUAUUUUAUAACUUUGGCUACAUCGUCUGUACAUAUCAGCAUCACUUCACUCGUGUGCCACCCAAAUGUAACACCAACGACACGAUGCUUUCCUUCGUCCUUGCUGCUAUACCUCCGCUCAUGCGUAUCGGCCAGUGCACAAGACGAUACGUCGAUUCCCGGGAGAAGAUGCAUAUCGCCAACAUCGUCAAGUAUCUGCUCAACUCGGCAUACUUUGCGUCAUACUUUGUUUACAGAGUCUACGCAAAUGAAAGGCGCACAAGUGCUGCCUUCAUAUUAUGGGUCAUCAUUUCGAUCAUCAACAGUGCAUACUCCUCGUACUGGGAUAUAGCGGUCGACUGGUCCCUUCUCAAACGUCAUUCGAAACAUUGGCUUCUGCGACCGGAGCUGGGCUACAAGACUGCAAAAUGGUUCUACUAUUGGGCGAUGAUCAGCAACAUCAUCCUGCGCUUCAGCUGGGUGUUAUACUUUGCGACGCCUGUUCGCCCCUCGGUCAUCCUUC